Symbiodinium necroappetens is the source of this 2121-nucleotide messenger RNA. The record is from the annotation of a GenBank genome assembly. NCBI's taxonomy places the organism in Eukaryota, Dinophyceae, Suessiales, Symbiodiniaceae.
AUGGGCAUGACGUUAGAGUCGCUGAUGAAGCAGGAGAAGCUGGAUUAUGCUGAUGCAGUAUGUGUUUACCUAGCUUACCAGGACUCUCUGAAGUCGUCCGGCCGAACCAAGAAACCAGCUGCCCCGGACACCGAGAAGCUCGAGGACACCCAAUCGGCAGGCAAUUCGGUCCCUUCCGAAACAGGCAAGAAGAAAUCCCCAAAGAAUGCCCCCACGGAGACCGAGGACGUUCAGUCGGCAUGCAAUUCGAUCUCUUCCGGAACAGGCAAAAAGAAAUCCCCAAAGAAUGCCCCCAUGGAGACCGAGACCGAGGAAGCCCCGAAGAAAUCCCGCAAUCAAGUCUCCGCGAAGUCCAGGCCGAGCAAAGCAUCUUUGAAGCGAGGAGUUGCAUCAUCCAACCUCGGAUUGGAUCAGGACCCAGAGGGUGCUGUGGUGCGGCCGACCAAGCGUCUGAAAGGCAAGACCCCUCCCGAAACAAUCCCGAACCCUCAAGACGACACCCUCUGUGACGAUGAAGAGGAUGCUGAGUGCUGGGAUGACGAGCUUAGCUAUGAGUAUGAGUUGUGGAGGCAUGGGCUUCCUCAGCUUAGUGAGCUGGAGUCGGAUUUGAAGGCCCACAGGGCUGCCCCGACCGUGCCAGUGCCGGGUGUGCUGGUUCCUGCAGAAUCUGAAGACCAGUGUGGCUCCAACGACAGCCAAGUGUCUGGCAGCACAUUCGUGGAUGCUCAGGUUGCUUCUGCAUUGGACAUGCAUGCACUUUUGGAGCGAGUGAAACAAUUGGAGCUUGAGAAGGCAGAGCUCCAAACCCAGAUCAGCACUGGUUCCACUACGCCUGUGGCUACGCCUACAAGGAACAAGGAGCAUGUGUUUCAUGAGGCGCCGGAUCCGGCGACUUCCCCGGGAGGUGGACUUCCGGCCUCCGUGUACGCCAACAUCAGGACCCAGGCGGACCCAGUUCCCAUGCCGGCCGGUGUGCCCCCGUCGGGGCCUGCAGUGCAAAACGAGCAGCAUGGGAAAAUCAACUCCGCAAACUACCGAAAGGAAUACAUGAAGUUGAACCGACUUUAUGAUUCUGGCGAGUUGGCUUCCUACCCGAACAUGCAGAAGUUGCAGGAAGGCACGCUGGAUGAGAAGCGCAAGCUUCUUCGUGAGUGGGUCAUCUCGGGCCAGAACCUGCAGGCCUGUGAGAGUGCCAUCGAGGAUACAUUGUAUUGGUGUAUCGUGGCUCGCACCCAGGUGGAAAGCUCUGAUUACAGGAUCAAGCAGAACCUCAAGGCGAACUGUCGUCCGGGGUCCAGCUUCUUUGAUGGCCCCCUUCCCGGAGCGGAUCCUGGCCUCCUGCACAAGAGAGCAGCAGCCGGGAGCCAGCAGGCACCAUUGAAGGCUGAUGUCCUCAGGGAGUUUGAUCAACGGAAGGCCGAGUUAAGUGCAAUUGCGGCACAGGGUUCAGGCUCGGUGGCAGGCUCUACCGCGACUACUGUCAAGGGAAGUUUGAUCAACGAGAUCUUUGCUUGCAAGGAAAUCAAGAAGAACUUGGGCAGCAUCAACGACAUGCUGUUCGACAUGGGUGAGCCUACUGGUGAGGAUUCUGUGAGAUAUCAAAAGGACCUCAAGGCGCACGAGAAGAAGAUCAAAAACCUUGCGAAGAAGUUCCAUUCCCUGGACCCUACCACCGACGUGGAGCAGAUGGACAAGCUGUGCGAAGAUGUUCACGAUGUUCAGAAGCUUGGUUUGACCAAGGCACAGGCCAAAGGCCUGAUGAAGGAGCUGAGUAAGAUGGCUUCGAGCUCUGGACAUACGGUGGGCUUAAGUUCUAUAUAUAGGCUAUGUCAGGGACCCAAAUAUCUAGAGUCAUCAAUAUUUUCAUUCGGAAGCACCCUGACCAGGACACCCGACUUAUCCAAGUGUCGUACUGGUUCAAAAGCUUCCCGGUACAUCAUGUACUCGCUGCCUGUGAAGUCUUAUAUGAUGCACGAGAAAACGAAUGUCUCGCUACAGGCAUUAAACAAAGCCAUUGUAGAUGACCUGAAGCUGCUCAGCACUCGUGGUGUUUCUCUGGGCUCCGAGGUCUAUUACUUCCACGUCGUGGGCUUUAGAGGCGAUCUCAAGCAGAUGGCCCAA